Styela clava is the source of this 1296-nucleotide messenger RNA. NCBI's taxonomy places the organism in Eukaryota, Metazoa, Chordata, Ascidiacea, Stolidobranchia, Styelidae. The record is from RefSeq and is a predicted model, not a curated record.
GACGUCACAGCGCGUCCUACUGCGUCCUAGUCCUCCAUCGGUUCUUCGUCCUACUGAGUCCUAGUAUUCAAGGCACCUACGCGUCAUUUUUCGUUAUAGCGACUUGCGAUGCUAUUCGCAGAUGACAUUUUUUCACAAUUUUUCUUGGGGGAUGCACCUGUGUUACAUCUGUUGGUUAUUUAUAUGGCGGUAUGGCCUGGCGUUGCAAGGUUUGAUAUUUUCGGUUAGUGGUACGGUAGGCUAUAUUACUGUACCGUAUUACCUACGAAAUGAUACAUAUAUGUAAAAUAUAUCUGGGUGUCUUGUACCGAUGCUGCACGGACUCACAAAAAACAUAUACAAAUACGGCAAACGGUUUCAAUUACGAUAAAGUAAACAACUUUUAAUGUACGCACCGGUACCGUAUCAGUGUAUCACUUUGUACAAGAAAUCAAAUCAUUACCGGUACUCAAGCUAUGUAUUCUUGUUUUUGUAUUACAUGUCUGUACUGUAUGGACAACUAAUAACUGAAUAAUAUAAAUCCUAUCCUAAUAUAAUUUUUGUAAAUGGUGAAUGUUGGGAUUGCUUCAACAAAUGACAUCUCUGCAUCUGUUGGAUUAUUAGCAUAUCCUUGAUCUGAUAUACCAGGUACUGCUGUACUGUACAAAACGAGGUUUCACCCAAAUAUUGGAUAACAAGCAAAUACCCUGAAAAAUGUUCAAUUGGUCACCUGAAGCAACAUUCGAACUUAUUGAUGCCGCUAAGCAGGUGAAGUUAGUAGAGAAAAGCGAUAGUACGUCAGUAAGAAAUGUGGUAGUUAUGAAGGAGGUGGCAGGAAUGUUAGUGGAGAAGGGAUAUCGUGAUAUAGAAGUUGUUACUGUGAAGAACAAGUGGAAGCGGUUGAAGGCGAAAUAUAAUCAUAUUAGAACAAAAACCUCACAAUCCGGAGAAAGUUCCAAAUCUGCAUUAAAUUGGCCAUAUUUUAGGGCCAUGCAUGAGCUUCUUGGCUGCAGACCAAGAGUGCAGGCCUUGGCCUCCAUGAUUGGUGUUGAUACCAGCGAGCCGUCAAUCAUGCAAGACCAUAGUUUCGACGAAACCAUCGCUCAGUUUGUGGCUGAAAUAGAGGUUGACAAUCCAGAUAGCAGUCUCCUGCAAGAAGAGUCGGAGGGCGAGUUGCAACAGGACCUGCCGCAAUUUGAUGAAAGUGUCAGCCAUGCUCCACCAACUUCAAGCCAGCGAGGCAGGAGGAGACAGAGUAGUAGAGAAAAUUAUGAUUCCAGAACUGAAGCUCUCUUGAGAGUAUUUAGGGAAGGAUAG